AUGUUAAAUAAUCACAAUUUAAAUAUAAAAACUAACAAAGCAACGGCUAUAGUCUCUACAGCUUCUACCUCAAUUUCAAUACCAAAAAAUAUAGAAAAUGACAACAAAAGUGAAAUUAAACGAAAAGACGACGAGGAAAUUAAUCAUGAAAAUGUAGAAUCUUAUUUGGUGCCAUGGACUUAUUCUUGCCUUUUUAAGCCAGCAAUUGAACGUGUAAAACAUUCUUAUGUUGAGAACCAAGAAGCUGUUUAUGCAUUAAAUCAUCUUCUCGAGGUGUUUCGCCAUGUUGACCAAGCUUCUCAUUCAUUUCUUUUUGAUUUUUCCAAAUUAAUUUUUGCCGAGUCGGGUUUGGGGAAUUCUAUUAAUUUGCAGGAAUCUUAUUUGCGAAUGCAUGCAAAUGCUCCAAAUUCUGAUUUAGAAUUUCCUCCACGUCUUUCACAAAUUCAAGAAUUUCAACUUUUUUCUGUCAGAGCCAUCGCUUUACGUCGGGUUUUGUCUCGAAUACCCGAUGGUAUGACAGAAAGGCGUCCAUUUCUCGAAACAAUUAAAGAAAUUGCUGCAUCAAUUAAAUAUUUAUUGGACACAACAAAUGCAAUAAUUGCAAUUGUUCCAAUUAAUUACCAACAUUUGGUUGAGAAACGAAAGAGAGAAUUUGUUCAAGCUAGCAAACGUUUUAGUAAUACUUUGAAGGAUUAUUUUAAACGGCAGGAAGCUAAUCAAGUUUAUAUUGCUGCUAAUCAACUAAUUUUACAAACUAUGAAGCUUUGUCUUGCAAUUCGAGAGCGUGUCCGUAUGGGAUAG
Messenger RNA from Meloidogyne enterolobii, 801 nucleotides. The record is from the annotation of a GenBank genome assembly. NCBI's taxonomy places the organism in Eukaryota, Metazoa, Nematoda, Chromadorea, Rhabditida, Meloidogynidae.